GCUGGAGUCAAUUGAUCACCAAAUAAAUAUUGUACUACUAUUUAAUUGGUAAUACUAUUUUUAAUAAGGAGCGACGAAGAGGACGACUGCCCAAGUAUCAAGCAAUGAGAAGAUUGUUCCAUUAGACUCUGCAAUUGUUGUAAGACCAGCAGAGCCCGCAGAAGAUGGGUCUGAGAUGAGAAAGGACUUCACAGUUCAGGAUUCAGCUUUACCUUCUAUCAUUGAACAGCCUGCUGAUUAUUCUCAUGUGCAGCGAAACAGACCCUAUGUGAUAACACGAAGAAGUUUUGAAUGUCUCAAGUCUUCUCUCUCAGAUGAAUGGUAGACGCUUGCCUCCACAUCGCCACAAUUGAAUCUAGCAAUGUUUACCAUGUGGACUGUAUCAAUGCAACACUUAUCUUCACUGGAGAUUUUGUAAGGACUGGAUACCUUGCAUCAGUCAAUUUCAAUGUGUUUGAUACGGUUGUCGGAGCCGUUAACGAAAAUGGCAAUCACUGGAUCUAAGUGUGCAUUUCUGAAUGAGAGGUUCAGGCGAGGAUUGGAAACCUCACAGCCCCAAUCAUGGACCAUGGAGAGUGUUGCUCAUGCAAAGCAGUUUUAUAGCAUUUCAUGUGGUGUAUAUGUUAUUCAGGAAGGGUGUGUUGAAACAAAUACUAAUGAGCACUAUCGAAGUACUUGUGUUUGUGGAGAACUACUUGGAGGGGAAGUCCCUACAAUUUUCCUGGACAAGGAAUGAUGUGGAGGAAAAGAGAAAACAGAUUGCAUUGUCAUUGCCUGCUUUUAGCUGUAGGCAAGGCUCGAUGGUUACAGGGGUCAGGCAAUUCCGCAUAGUAAUUCCCACCCAAGAGACCCUAAGUGUUAAGUCUGUGAGUGACCGCUCUCUGGGCCAGUCAGAUUCUGGCUCCAUAGAGCCAAAACAGUCAACCUCCGGAGAGGCAUCCAUAAUAUCCAUAACAUCCAUCCAGAAGUCUGCUAAGAGGAUGAGAGAUGAGAGUCCUGGUGAUGAUGCUGGUGUGAAGAGGUCAAAAGAAAAAGUUGCUGAGGCGUCCCCAGCAGAUGUCCCAGACAUCACGAUAACGGACGAGUCCAGUCAGCCAGAUCACAGGCAGAUCCAGUGGGCAGAGGUCGCACCCGUCCAGCAGGUGGAAGUGGAACCGAAAGAGGGGGCACAAGACACAUAUAUAUCACAGGAAGCGCCGCACAUGGAAACAGCCACAAAACAUAUACCUUCAUCAUUGUACUACCCACUGACUACAUUGAAUGUAGAAAGACAGAACGAAGAUCACCAUAAGGCCACAUCACGAAAGCCAUUUCGCCAGACUGCCUGUCUCAAGUGCCUUGUUUUAAUUGUUUGGUUUAUAUUAUAAUCUACUGGCUUAUUUUAUUGAUUAUUUGUUAUGGGAACUUGAGUGCCAGACCUAUGACUAGCUAUUUAUGAGAUUCUGAAUUCUUAUGAGAACUUUAUUUCAAAAGAUAGGCUUAUGACUGGCUGUUAGUUAGAAGCUUUGUAAUGAAGCUGUGCACAUAAGAUUGUGAAUUGGUAUAAGAACUUUAUUUCAAAAGAUAGGCUUAUGACUGGCUGUUAGAAGUUUUUUGUACAAAUUUUAUUGUGAAUUACCCGGUAGAUUGUGAAUUGUUAAGAGAAUUCAAGUGCCACCCUAUCGUUAGCUUUUAGUGACAUUUCUAAUAAAUCUGUUAGUUUAAAGUUUUGUUAUGAAAUUGUACACAGUUUGUGAAUUGUUAUGAGAUAUUUAGUGUCUGAACUAUGACUAGUUAUAAGUGAGAAGAUUUAUAAUGAAACAAUACAUUAGAUUGUGAAAUGUUAUAACAACUUUUCUGCAAGACCUAUGACUAGCUAUGAGUGAAAAGAUUUCAUAUGAAAUAGUACACAUUAGAUUGUGAAUUGUAAAAACAACUUUUGUGCCAGAUAUAUUAUUAGCUAUUAGUAAGAUUUAUAAUGAAAUGGCACACAUUAAUUUGUAAAUUGUUAACAGAACUUUGGUGCAAGACCAAUGCCUGUAUAUAAGUGUUAAGAUUUUUAUGAAAGUGUACACAUUAGUUCUUAAACUGUUAAGAUAUUUUUGUGAGAGGAGUAUGUUUAUAAAUGAUGAUGAGAUAGUUGUACACAUUUUAUUGUGAUAUCUUAUGAGAUAUUUGGUGCCAAAUGAAAGCAAAUUGCUGAUGAAACUUUACACAUUAGAUUGUGAUUUUGUAGAACGUUUGUGUUAAAUGGACAGUGUUCUUGCAUCCAAGGUGCGAAUGUUGAUAAACUAUAUUGUUUGCAGACAGUUUGAAGAAAAUGAAAACUGUUUUAUUCUGUCGGUCAGUGCUCAAACUUGUGGCUCAAAUUACUACUUUUGUUUUUUGAAUAUCUGAACUGGUAAAGUAUUUCAAAGCAUGAAGUGCAGAUUUUCAAGACGCACUUUCCAUAUGCUCUGAUUCACAGAGGACAGAGCUAUGGACAAAUAAUUACAACUUCUGUCACUUUCAUAUGAAUGCUGCAUUCUGAUUGGAUAAUUUGUUCAUGUGACCGGUUUUUCAUUUUCCAAUGAACCCACUUCGUAUGCAAAUUGAAACAUGAAUCAUAGAGAUACUUUUUGGUCAUAAACAUGUUGUCAAAAUGACGUUAAGAUUUGCGCGAAACUUAAUGGCGUUGGUUUUUAUUGGUCAAUAGCGAAAUGACGUUAUAUUUUUUCGCGAACUUCAAAGAUAUAUACCCAUUUGACGGAGAUGAAACCGAAACUGAAAAUAGAUUCAUAGGCUAGAUUAAAAAGAACUUUUAUGACCCUUCCCCCUAUAGAAUUUCAGCUUAAAGAUCAUUUUGUGUUGUAAUUACGCCAGUGUUAAUUCAAAUUAGGAAUAAUUUUUCCCGACAGUUCAUACACCGAUGAAAUGCAGAAAAAUGCUAUUCAAUUCUUAAGUAAAUUUUGACAUAAUUUAGGUCUUUUUCCCACCGAAUGGGAACUUAUUGGAGCAAGCUUCUGUUUUUUAAGUGACUAAUUUUAUACCUCGUCAUAAGCAUGCAGUUAAGAUAUGCAAGACACAAUUUCCUAUGAAUUUAUCGACACAUCCCAAACUUCUGCUCUUAUUCCUCAUUGAGUCAGUCAAUUUCAUCCCAGUCAAAACUGUCUCUCUGGUAUUUUUAGUGACUGGUGACAAAGCUAUAGCUUAAGUAUCAAUAGAUAUGCAAAUGAACCUAAAAUGUCACUUAAAUUCUGCUUUGAUUUGCCUUUUAUUGAAAGUGCUUUAUUUUUAUUUGAUAUCGCAAUGUUUAAUGCCUUCUGAUGCUUGUUUUUAUAUUUUGUAAGCCCACCUUAGCACAUUGUUCAAAGGUCAAAAAUGGCCAUAAAUGAGCUUGUCCGGGCCAUAACUAUGUCAUUCAUUGUGAGAUUUUAAAAUCAUUUGGCACAAUUGUUCACCAUUAUUGGACGGUGUGUCGCGCGAAAGAAUUACGUCAAUUACUCCAAGGUCAAAGUCACACUGGCCAUAAAUGAGCUUGUCCGGGCCCUAACUAUGUCAUUUAUUAUGAGAUUUUAAAAUCAUUUGGCACAUUUGAUCACCAUUAUUGGACGGUGUGUCGCGCGAAAGAAUUACGUCAAUAACUCCAAGGUCAAUGUCACACUGGCCAUAAAUGAGCUUGUCCAGGCCAUAACUAUGUCUUUUAUUGUGAGAUUUUAAAAUCAUUUGGCACAUUUGUUCACCAUUAUUGGAAGGUGUGUCAUGCAAAAGAAUAAUGUCGAUAUCUGCAACGUCAAGGUCACACUUUGAGUUCGAAGGUCAAAAAUGGCCAUAAAUGAUCUUAUCUGGGCCAUAACUGUCACUCAUUGUGAGAUUUUAAAAUUACUCGGUACAUUUGUUCACAUUAGACGGUGUGUCGCGCGAAAGAAUAACGUGAAUAUCUUCAAGGUCAAAGUUACACUUUGAGUUCAAAGGUCAAAUAUGGCCAUUAAUGAGCUUGUCCGGGCCAUAAAAAUGUCAUUCAUUGUUAGAUUUUAAAAUCAUUUGGCCUAUUUGUUCACCAUUAUUGGAAGGUGUGUCAUGCGAAAGAAUAACGUCUAUAUCUCCAAGGUCAAGGUCACACUUUGAGUUUGAAGGUCAAAAAUGGCAUAAAUGAGCUAGUCCGGGUCAUAACUAUGUCAUUCAUUGUGAGAUUUUUAAAUCAUUUGGCACAUUUGUUCACAAUCAUUGGAUGGUGUGUCACGCGAAAGAAUUAUGUCGAUAUCUGCAAGGUCACGCUGUGAGUUCAAAGGUCAAAAAUGGCCAUAAAUGAUAUUGUCUGGGCCAUAACUAUGUCAUUCAUUGUGAGAUUUUAAAAUUACUCUGUACAUGUGUUCACAAUCAUUAGACGGUGUGUCAUGCGAAAGAAUUAUGUCGAUAUCUCCAAGGUGAAGGUCACACGUGGAGUUCAAAAGUAAAAAAUGGCCAUACAUGAGCUUGUCCGGGCCAUAACUAUGGUAAUCAUUGUGAGAUUUUAAAAUAUCUCGGUACACGUCUGUGACAAAGCUCUAAUUAUAAAUAAUUUUUUUAAACCUGGUUUUGUGACAAUUUUGUCCCUUGUUUUAUUUUAGUCAACAAAUAAAUGGAAUUUCAUUAGUGUAUUUCAACAUUACCUGUUUUGCUUAGUAUUGUUAUUUUACACCAUGUUCAUCUUAUCUCUAAUUUCAAAUGUGUCAUAAUGUCUCGCAAUAAAAUUGUACAUAUUUUCAUGUCUGUCGUCAUUUAAAUAAUAAAAUAUCAUUCAGUA
Dreissena polymorpha is the source of this 4744-nucleotide messenger RNA. RefSeq lists its product as uncharacterized. Lineage: Eukaryota; Metazoa; Mollusca; Bivalvia; Myida; Dreissenidae. The coding region runs from base 519 to 1367 and encodes 282 amino acids. The record is from RefSeq and is a predicted model, not a curated record. The transcript has 12 exons.